UCCUAAACGCGUCAUCGCUGGGGUCCUCAUUGCGAGUGACUGAGGCGGUCAAAUCGUCAAGUGUUCGUGCUGAAAACUGCACUUUUCUGAUCAACGUGGACUUUAUUUUCCCUUUUCAGUAUUGAUUAAAUGGAGGAGGUGGAUGUAGAGCCGACCACCACGUUAAUCCCAGGCGUGGGGCUUAAACAAAAGCAUGUGGGGUUUGAGUGGGGGCCAGGAGAUAUCCUGGUGUACGAGACAAACUUCAGAUUACAAGGUGCUGGUUCUGCAGGGCCUGGCUCUCUUUCUGUCCACGUGGUGCGGAAAGAUGAAGACAUUUACUCUCCCAUCCUGCGCAAACUCUUCAACGAGUCCCAUCACAUCUUUGUUGGGCUUCAGAAUAUCAAAGAGGACAUGCCCAGCAAGAACAAGAAACCACAGUUUGUCAGCAUCAGUAAAAACUACAGAUCAGUAAUACGAGCAUGUAUGGAGGAACUCCAGCAGGUUGCAGUGUCAACUCAGGACACACAGUACAGCAGUCAGGUUUCUAUUCUUUUGGCUAUUGAGCUCAUUUGGAAUCUAUGUGAAGUGCUUUUCAUUGACGCAGCACCAGCUGGCAUUCUGCUGCUGCACCUGCUGGACUGGGUGCGGCUGCACAAGGCUGAUGUGGAUGAGAAAGCCAGGGAGGUCCUGCAGAGUGAAAGCCCUACUCACCAUCACGCCUACUGGGAAGUGGUGAUCAGUUUUGUUCUACAAGGGCGUAUGGACGAGGCUCGGCAGAUUCUGAUGAAGCAGGCAAAUCUGCAGCCUGCCUCCAGACCCAUCUACCAGCUCAUGGACAGCCUGCUGCUGAAGAUGCCCAUAUUUAAUCCUGGCGGCACUCAGACCCUCACAGAGUUUGACGUGAAAUGGAGGCACUGGCAUGAGGAGUGUGACCGCUGUCUCCAAGACAACUCCUUCGCUAGCAACCGUCACCUAGAGACCAUCUGUAAGAUUCUGGUUGGUGAUGAGGAUACAAUGUUGGAGCAUAAGGAGCUGCUGGGCACCUGGUAUCAUUUUCUAGUGAGCCGGCUGCUCUUCUUCCACCCGACAGUCAAACCAUCUGAGCUACACUAUUACGCCCAGUCGAGUAUGGACAUGUUCCUGGACUCGCGGAGUGCCCCUGAGCCUCUUGAUAGCAUUCUGCUGGCCGCCUUUGAGUUCGACCUUCAUCAGGUCAUCAAAGACUGCAGUAUUGCCCUCAACAACUGGUGGUUUGUGGCUCACCUGACGGACCUGCUGGACCACUGCAAGCUUUUGCAAUCUCACAACCUACAUUUUGGCUCUAACUUGAGGGAGUUCCUGGUGCUGGAGUAUGCCUCUGGACUCUUCUCUCAUCACAGUUUGUGGCAGCUGGCGGUGGACUACUUUGACCACUGCCCUGAGUUUGGCCGUGUGUAUCUGGAGCUGCAGAUUGAGCGGGUCCCACUGGAGACGGAGCGAAAAGCACUGAAAGUGCUCAGGAUCUGUGAACAGAGACAGAUGAACGAGCAAGUGCGCAGUAUCUGUAAGAUCAUGGCUAAGAGGGCUCUCAGUAAUAACAGGCUGGGUUCUGCUCUGUCCUGGAGUAUUCGAGCUAAAGAUGCAGCUUUCGCCACUCUUAUCUCUGAAAGGUUUCUGCAGGAUUACUGUACGAGGGGCUCUUUCUCUGACCUGGAUCUAAUCGACAACCUGGGGCCCGCCAUGCUGCUGAGUGACAGACUCACAUUCCUAGGGAAAUACCGGGAGUUCCACAGGCUCUAUGGUGAGAUGAGGUUUACAGAAGCCGCCAAGCUCCUCCUGUCUUUAAUGACAGCCAAGAUAGCCCCUCGAAGUUUCUGGAUGACCCUGCUCACCGAUGCACUGCCACUACUGGAGCAAAAAGAGGUGAUUUUCUCAGUGGAUCAGACUCAUGAACUCAUGUUCUGUCUGGAGGAGCUGACCUCAGACAACAGCGAGACUAAACCAGAGCGGCCAGCACAGGAUGAAGAUAUUGAAUCCACAAAACUGGAGCUGUUGCGAUUGGCUCUUGCACGAAACCUAGCGAUGGCCAUAGUGAAGGAAGGAACAGUCGAGGCAUGAAAACAGCGCUUCCAAAUAUACACACACACACACAUUCACUUUUAGCAAGCUCCAUUCUGUAUAUACAACUUGAUCAAGUGGGAUUUAAAAAAAUGUUUGUAAUUUGAUAAUAAAUGUUUUGUAAUUGUUUGCAAAAC
Molecule: messenger RNA, 2216 nt
Organism: Colossoma macropomum (tambaqui)
Lineage: Eukaryota; Metazoa; Chordata; Actinopteri; Characiformes; Serrasalmidae
Gene: nup85
Product: nucleoporin 85
Exons: 19
Coding region: 130-2079 (649 amino acids)
Biological process (GO): mRNA export from nucleus; positive regulation of DNA-templated transcription; protein import into nucleus
Cellular component (GO): nuclear pore outer ring
Molecular function (GO): structural constituent of nuclear pore
Source: RefSeq, a predicted model, not a curated record